Podospora anserina S mat+ is the source of this 1209-nucleotide messenger RNA. RefSeq lists its product as uncharacterized. Gene Ontology annotation, molecular function: adenosine deaminase activity. Gene Ontology annotation, biological process: inosine biosynthetic process; adenosine catabolic process. Bases 1 to 1209 code for a protein of 402 amino acids. The record is from RefSeq and is a predicted model, not a curated record. The transcript has 4 exons. Lineage: Eukaryota; Fungi; Ascomycota; Sordariomycetes; Sordariales; Podosporaceae.
AUGGACUUCAUCUCCCUCCCCAAAAUAGAGCUCCACGCCCACCUCUCCGGCUCCAUCUCCCGCCAAACCCUCCACGAAAUCUGGUCCCAAAAGCCAUCCUCCUCCUCCUCCUCCCUCCCCGACCCCCUGGUCGAAAUGCCCCCAGGCAAACACGACUACGACCUCCAAACCUUCUUCCCUCUCUUCACCUCCUACAUCUACACCCUCAUCUCCGACCUCCCCUCCCUCCGCCACUCCACCCUCUCCGUCCUCCGCGACUUCCAGUCCGACGGCGUCGUCUACCUCGAACUCCGCACCACACCCCGCGCCAUCCCUUCCGCCAACAUCACCAAGCACCUCUACGUCCAGACCAUCCUCGGCUGCAUCGCCGAAUUCGAGGCCGGGGAAGGGUGCACCCUCCGGACAAAGCUGAUCCUCUCAGUCGACCGGAGGAACACCCUUGCCCAAGCGGAGGAGGUGCUAGAGCUCUGCAGGCAGUUUAAGGGGAGGGGCGUGGUGGGGAUCGAUCUGUGUGGGGAUCCCGCUGUGGUUGACAACCUCAGAUCUUUCACGCCCGUGUUCCGACAGGCGCGAAAGGAAGGGUUGAAGGUCACGCUUCAUUUUGCCGAGGCCGAGGUUUCUGGGACGGAGGAGGAGUUGGACUUGCUGCUGGGCUGGGGGCCGGAGAGGUUGGGGCAUGUGAUUCAUUUGGGCGAGGGGGUUAAGCAGAAAGUGAGGGAGAGGAGGGGGGUGGGGUUGGAGUUGUGUCUGAGUUGUAAUGUUCAUGCUGGUAUGGUUCGUGGGGGGUUUGAGGGGCAGUCACUUUGGGGAGUGGUGGAAGGUGGAGGAGGUGGUUGUUGUUUUAAGUACCGACGACGUGGGCGUCUUUGGCAGCCCACUGUCCAACGAAUACGCCCUGGUGGCCAAACACUUUGGCCUGGGCCGUCGGGAGAUAUGCAACCUCGCCCGAAAAGGCAUCGACGUCAUCUUUGGCGGCGAGGAAGAAAAGGAGAGGCUUCGAAAGAUAAUGUGGACCAAGUAGGAAACACUGCACCCAUCAACUACUCCAUUCUAAACCUAGCAGCCCCCUCAAUCUAUGUCUAUGUGCACCCUUCUACCUCCCCUCCCCCAUCCCAACCCCCCCGUCAGCCCAAACCACCAAGUUCCCCGGCCUCUCCUCCAUCUCCCCAAAAAAACUCACCACAUCCCCCUCCUCAUACCUCAAACUAA